GCCGGAGCAUGAAGCUAUUGCUGAACCUGGUCAGGAGCUUCCUGGUAUGCGGCUUUGUGCUGAUGUUUACCUUACUAACCUGGACACUGAAACGAUGUCUGGAUAUCACCCACUCCUUGGUCAUAUAAUGGUACUAAUUAUGGAGCAACAGGAGGACUAGAAGGAAGGGGAGUCCUAGGAGGAGGAGGAGUCCCUGGAGGUGGAGGAGUACUAUGUGGCAGGUAGGCAGCCUUAUCGCUGCGCCCGAUUAAUCUGGCCAUCACUUUAUUUACCCAACUUGCUAGGAGAGUGAGUUGGAAUUAUGAGUUUCCCGAACUUAUCGGCCGGGCAAUCAAUAAUGCCCGGUCUUAUCGCCCUCGCACCUUUCUCCACAAACUAUGAUUACAGUGGAGACUGGCUGCCAAGGAAAGCCAGUCAUCACUGUAGCUGCAAGAGCGACGGGCGGCCGUUAUCUGACCGUCCCGGGCACAUGUCGAUGGCUGUUCGAUCGAAUCGGUUGCUCAGCGGGUCCCGGGUCCCGCUGCUCUUGCUCCUGUUCCUGCUAGCUGGGACACUCAUAAUCGUCCACCGGGUCUCCCGCUCCCCGAUCCUCAAUCAGUACAUGAUCUUGCGCGAACAUCUGAAGGAACAUCCCACCUCCAGUUCCAGGACACGCACCAUUCUCAUCUGGAACAAAUUCUUUGGGGAUCCGCGCUGGAAACUAUCCUGGGACACUCUGGGUCCGCAGGAGCUGCGUGAUGAGCUCCAGUGUCCUGUCUACACCUGCGAACUGAGCAACAAGCACGACUACCUGCCCAGUCUGGACAUGUACGAUGCCAUUGUCUUCCACGCCGCCGAAAUGUAUUCCAUUUUCGAACCAGUUCCCUCCCCACGGAGUCCUCACCAGGCCUAUGUCUUCGCUUUGAUGGAGCCACCCGGCGAGACCAAGCACCGGCUGGACGACGAGAUCGGUUUCUACAACCUGACGAUGACCUAUCGCCUGGACUCGGACAUCGUCUGGCCCUACGGCCAGGUGGUGGACACCGAAACGGGUAAUGUGGUGGCUCCUAGUCCUCAUCCACAUUGGCGGAAACCACCAAGUGGCUUUAAUAAUACGGAGAUUUGGGAUCUGUGGCCGGGAAAGACUAAGACCGCUGCCUGGUUUGUUUCCCAUUGCGAGACGCUGUCGGGGCGAGAGGUCCUGGCGGAGAAACUAAAGGAAUACUUUACGGUGGAUAUUUACGGAAAGUGCGGAACUCUCAGUUGCGCUCGCGGAGAUCCCUAUUGUGAUGAGAUGCUGGACACGGACUACCUCUUCUAUUUGGCUUUUGAGAACUCCAUCUGCGAUGACUAUGUGACGGAGAAGUUGUACUCUGCACUACGGCGUAACAUCAUACCCGUGGUGUUUGGCGGAGCGGACUACUCCAGGAUACUGCCACCACAUUCCUACAUCGAUGCCAAUCAGUUCGAGACAGUGGCCGACUUGGCCCUCCACAUGGACUAUGUGGGCGGGGAUCCGGCGGAGUAUGUUAGCUACUUUUGGUGGCGGGAGCACUAUAGUUUGGCCAGCAAAUCACCGUUCUGUGACCUGUGCGCCCGGCUGCAUGACCCCGCCUUCAAGUACAAGUCGCAGGUGUACGGCGACAUACAGUCCUGGUGGUUCAACAGUUGCCGGCUGCAGAGUCGCAUUCAAUUGGAAAGAGAUAGCUUUAGGAGAGCUGCCCACCAAACCGAGUGAAAUGGCCUGCCUCUGCCGGGAAAAUGGUCUGAAUUUCUCUCUAUCCUCUUGGGGAUUGUUUGUUUUCGUUUUAUUUUUGGGUUUAUGGCCACGAAAAAACCACAAAAAAGCGGAAACAUACCUAGGUCCCACCUAGGUGACAUGUCAAAUCGACAACCAAUCCCCGAUAUUUGUGUUAAGUAUCCGCCCGAUAAGAUAGUGCCGCACCAGCCCAUGAAAUAUGUAUGUGAAAAUCGGUCUAAUGUGCUCCAGUGACUCACUUGCCCGGCUCUUAAUUACGAUCUUUAUCGCCAAAAAAUAAGUCACAACCCACACACACCUGUUAGUCCGCCUAGAUUUAGAUCGGAUUUAUCGGGAAAGGCCUGGAUACUGGGCAUGGAACACUGACCUCAGCCCCUAAAACCAUAUUGAUGUUAUUUAAUUAAUAUUUAAGACUCAGGAAUAAGUGUGCAUUUUUUUUAAAACUAAUUAAACACAAAAGUGCCUUAAUUUUAAUUCUGAA
Molecule: messenger RNA, 2219 nt
Organism: Drosophila ananassae
Lineage: Eukaryota; Metazoa; Arthropoda; Insecta; Diptera; Drosophilidae
Product: alpha-(1,3)-fucosyltransferase C
Exons: 3
Coding region: 302-1717 (471 amino acids)
Cellular component (GO): membrane
Molecular function (GO): alpha-(1->3)-fucosyltransferase activity
Source: RefSeq, a predicted model, not a curated record